AUGAAAUUUCAUGUUAGUCCUCUCUUUGGGUGGGCCAGACAGUCCAGAAGAUCUCUCCUUGGUGUCAAACUGGCAUAUACUCGUUCUAAGACAACAAGUACAUUAGAUGAGCCAAAUAGAGACAUUGGGCUCGAACACAGAGCAGCCUUAUCUGAAGACUUGGUAGGCAAACUUCCUGAACAGCUGGUUUCUGAGGGGAAUGGUUUUGAGUCGACUACUGCGGAAAAUCAAAUCGACACUUUAAGGUGCUAUGAGAAGCUUCUGCGAAGUGGCUUCACACCGAAGCAGAGUUCGCUAGCAAUCGAACUACUUCUCCAAACGCUAAACAAUGAGUUCUUCGAUAACUAUAACGACAAGUAUCUGCGCAAAACGGAGCUAGAGACCCAAUCGCAUCUCUUCAACGCUGCUGAGUCAGAGUUGAGAUACUCGAUUCAGGUCUCAAGAGAAUCGGCUCUGAACGAGCAAAACCUGAAGCUUCUGCAGCUUAAUCGCAGUCUACAUUCGCUACACGAUGAGCUGAAUGAAUUGAUGAUAAACCUAUUGAAAAAGGACUCAAAAGUCGACUUCAAUGAUCGUAAAAUCGAAAACACUCUGUUGCACCGAAACAUUCACCUGAAGCUUAAAGACUGCAACAACAAGAUUGGCACUCGAAUCAUUGGUGAUACCAAAUCCGACAUCGAGAACCUGAGGUGGCAGACGACACGCAGUGGUCUCUUUGCAGUUCUGGGGCUGGUCUUCUUCAUCAUGAGCGGCGUAAGCAUAUCGAAACGCAUGAGCUCAGAAAACGAGAAGCCUGCAGAGGUUGUGCUGCAUACCAUUGAACCAGAGGAAGACGAUCGGGAGGAUGACGAUGAUGAAGAAGACGAUGUUUAA
Messenger RNA from Lachancea meyersii CBS 8951, 873 nucleotides. NCBI's taxonomy places the organism in Eukaryota, Fungi, Ascomycota, Saccharomycetes, Saccharomycetales, Saccharomycetaceae. The record is from the annotation of a GenBank genome assembly.